Chaetomium fimeti is the source of this 563-nucleotide messenger RNA. RefSeq lists its product as uncharacterized. Bases 18 to 281 code for a protein of 87 amino acids. Lineage: Eukaryota; Fungi; Ascomycota; Sordariomycetes; Sordariales; Chaetomiaceae. Gene Ontology annotation, cellular component: cytoplasm. The record is from RefSeq and is a predicted model, not a curated record. The transcript is spliced from 4 exons.
CCCAAUAAAUCGGCAAGAUGGUGUUCCUCGACUUGCUGACGUUGGGGUUAUGGUCAAAGCUCGGACGGUUGACCCAUUAUGCCUUCGACGCUGUUCUGUUCUCCGCAUUUCUGGCGGGAAUGAAACGCUCGACCGGCUUGACUUUCAAGACAGACAAGGUCUCCGGGGACAACAAGGAGAUGACGAAAUGGGUCGACAAGUACCUCGGCGUCGGCGAGUGGGUGAUGGACCAGUCCGUCGCCAUUGCCGGCUCCAGCGGUUGGUUCGAGCGGACUCGGUAGAACCGGAAUCGUAAAUGACAGAGCAAGCGCUGGGAAGGCGGAAUUGAUAUCGCCCCGGGGUGGGAUAAGAGCUUUUCAUGCUCAGAUGCGGUGGACCGGACAAUCGUGUUCGGGCCGGGCCGGCAAUCCGCCGGAUCCCGGGGUUCCUCAAUCGGGUGGUCUCAUGGGUGGCGUUUUUUGGGGUUUGACCUUGAUGCUUUGUGCGUUUAGCCUUUAAAACCAAUUGUAUAGGUUUCGUGCAGCAUGCAUCUCGGGGCAUUUUAUCGCGCAUUUCCACUCCUU